AUGGUGACAGUAAAGCUGCAACCUGCGUCGUUGCAAUCCAACUGCUUGGAGCUGAUCAUGUUUGGUACACCGGAUGCAGUCGUGUGUCACUCGUCAUCAGGAAGCUUCUUCCAUCGACCUCCGUCCACGAUAACUCUGUCGACACGUAAGGUGGAGCCGUUGGGCGAAUACUCGCUGGUCCUCACAACGCAACCGCUGACACGCAAGCCUCUGGACAAGGACGCUGUACAGCUUCUGCUACUCAAGAGUACCCCUUCGGAACUAGGCGUGGGCAAUGGUGUGCUACCGGUGGAGCGGGCUCUGCAGGAAGCUCAGCUCUUCACGCGAGAGUUGUUCCGCGUUGCUGCUCAACACUGCGAACUAGAAUUUCAACUUAAGAUUCUUUCUUUGACGACCUGCCAGAUUCAGGAACUUGGCGGACUGGACGGUUGCUUCCGUCUCAAGCAGAUCAACGCUCAAAACAACUGCAUCCGUAUUAUCCAGGUCGUCGUCGUCCCCUUUGUCGCUCGUUUGGUUUGCAGUUCAUCGGGCAAAUUGUAG
Phytophthora infestans T30-4 is the source of this 540-nucleotide messenger RNA. RefSeq lists its product as uncharacterized. Bases 1 to 540 code for a protein of 179 amino acids. The transcript is spliced from 4 exons. The record is from RefSeq and is a predicted model, not a curated record. Lineage: Eukaryota; Oomycota; Peronosporomycetes; Peronosporales; Peronosporaceae.